Molecule: messenger RNA, 2725 nt
Organism: Orycteropus afer afer
Lineage: Eukaryota; Metazoa; Chordata; Mammalia; Tubulidentata; Orycteropodidae
Gene: CEP76
Product: centrosomal protein 76
Source: RefSeq, a predicted model, not a curated record
GCGCAGGGGUUAGGCUCUUGGGCCGCGGAGGAACUGGGACCAGGCGCGGUUGGCAACAUGUCGCUGCCCGCAGAGAAAGCUUCUGAGCUGAAGCAGCUUAUCCACCAGCAGCUGAAUAAGAUGGAUGUCCAUAGUAGAAUACGAGAAAUCCUUGCAGAGACUAUACGUGAAGAAUUGGCACCUGAUCAACAGCAGUUAUCAACAGAAGAUUUGAUCAAAGCCCUUAAACGUAGAGGAAUCAUUGAUGACGUGAUGAAAGAACUUAAUUUUGUUACCGAAAAUGUUGAUCAAGAACCCCCUACCUCUCCAAAACAACCUGCUGGUUUUAUUGAUAGACAGUCAACGUUGUUAAAAAAAACUAAUAUUGAUCCAACACGGAGGUAUCUUUACCUUCAGGUUUUGGGUGGAAAAGCUUUCUUGGAACAUCUGCAAGAACCUGAGCCUUUACCAGGACAAAUUUGUUCGACUUUUACUUUAUGUUUACAUUUUCGAAACCAACGUUUUCGUUCUAAACCUGUUCCUUGUGCCUGUGAACCAGAUUUUCAUGAUGGCUUUUUACUUGAAGUACACAGAGAAAGCUUAGGUGAUGGAACUAGAAUGGCUGACUCAACAACAAUGCUGUCAAUAAGUGAUCCAGUUCAUAUGGUGCUAAUCAAAACAGAUAUAUUUGGUGAGACCACUUUAGUAGCAUCCUAUUUUCUUGAAUGGCGAUCAGUUUUGGGCUCAGAAAAUGGAGUGACCAAUCUUACUGUGGAACUUAUGGGUGUAGGCACGGAAUCAAAAGUUUCUGUAGGAAUCUUAAAUAUAAAACUUGAGAUGUACCCACCACUCAAUCAAAUGUUAUCUCAAGAAGUAGUGAACACACAGCUUGCUUUGGAACGUCAGAAAACUGCAGAGAGAGAACGAUUGUUUCUUGUGUAUGCUAAACAGUGGUGGAGAGAAUAUUUGCAAAUUCGACCCUCACACAAUUCACGGCUGGUGAAGAUUUUUGCACAGGAUGAAAAUGGAAUAAAUAGACCAGUCUGUUCCUAUGUUAGACCACUUCGAGCUGGACGACUUCUAGAUACUCCAAGACAAGCAGCAAGAUUUGUUAAUGUCCUGGGUUAUGAAAGAGCCCCUGUCAUUGGAGGAGGAGGUAAACAGGAGCAGUGGUGCACUCUACUGGCCUUUCUCUGUAGAAACAAGGGUGACUGUGAAGACCAUGCUAACCUUCUUUGCAGCCUUCUUCUUGGAUAUGGAUUAGAAGCCUUUGUCUGUGUUGGAACAAAAGCCAAGGGAGUGCCUCAUGCUUGGGUUAUGACUUGUGGGACUGAUGGGACAAUCACAUUUUGGGAGAGUUUAACAGGACACAGGUACAUCCACAAACCUGUCAAUCCUGAUGAAUCUCCACUUGCUGAACAGCCCAAACCCUUGUACCCGUAUCGAACAAUUGGUUGUGUUUUCAACCAUCACAUGUUCUUGGGAAAUUGUCAGCCCUCUGACUCAGUAGAAGUCUGUAUAUUUGAUUUGAAUGAUGAAUCCAAAUGGAAACCGAUGAGUGAAGAAGCAAUUAAAUCUGUGUGUGCUCCAGGAGCUACAACAUCUCUUCCUCCCUUUCCACCUUUAUGUGCGUCCAUGAUAGAUGCCUCAGUAACAAGUAAUGAAAUGGAAAUGCAGCUGAGACUACUAGUGUCAGAACACAGGAAGGAUCUUGGCCUCACUACCAUUUGGGAAGACCAGCUUUCCUAUCUUUUAUCACCUGCUUUGGCUUCCUAUGAAUUUGAACGUACGACAAGCAUAUCUGCAGGCAAUGAAGAAUUUCAGGAUGCCAUAAGGAGGGCUGUACCUGAUGGUCACACGUUUAAAGGGUUCCCAAUACAUUUUGUGUAUAGAAAUGCAAGGCGUGCGUUUGCCACAUGUCUUCGGUCUCCUUUCUGUGAAGAGAUAAUCUGUUGCCGUGGAGACCAGGUGCGACUAGCAGUUCGUGUUCGAGUGUUUACGUACCCUGAAUCUGCAUGUGCUGUUUGGAUCAUGUUUGCUUGUAAAUAUCGCUCAGUAUUAUAGGACUAACAUUUCUAUAAGAAUUAUAACUAUUUUAUUGCAAUUUUACACAUUGUACAUUACUAGCUAUUUUUUAUAGCUAUUUAGAGAUUCUUUAUUUUAAAAUCACAAUCUGUCUUAGAUGUCUUAUUUCAGUUUUGUAUGUACUUGACUGAUAAUGUUUCCAAAAAUAAUGAUGUGUAUUUAAAAAUUAAGAGUGAAAAACUUGUGUAAAUAUGAUUAGAAUUUAGUAUAAAUUAAGUGCAUAUUCUAUUUUAAUAUUAUUUUGUUUAUAUAUACUCAGUAGUUUACAUAUAAAUACAAGAUUUAUUCAGUUUUCUUUAUGUUAAUAAGUAAUCAGAAAGCUAAAUGUUUCUCUAAGGAUUUGAGCCAUAGUAAAACCAAUAUGAUCAUUAAUUUUCAUAGAUUAAUAGGAUUAUUUUAUACAGAUCGAGAGAAUUUAACCACACAACAGAUUUAUUUAUUACAUAGGUGAAAAUACAUCCUGAUGGAUUACCACAUUUACAGUUUGCUCUUGCCUUUAGUCAUAUUACUGACUUUUCAGAAAUUUAUGGUAAGAUCUUGAAAUAAGAUGAGGAAAAACUAAUGCCAGAAAAGUAUAAACAUUAAUAACAAAAGUAACCUCACGUGAAAGUAUAUGAAUGUAUCAAUAUUUAUUAGUUCUAUUCAUUAUAAAAACAAAUUG